AUGGUUGCGCCAACAGUGAUUAGCCUAUCGGCACCAAAUGUAACUGGUUCCAUACCCAAGGCGCAAUUACUCUUCAUCUACACCAUGCCUGGAGCACGAGCUAGUGUGCAGGACCCUCGUUCAGAGGCGUCCAAGAAAAAGGACCUCAUUGCACGAGGGGAUUAUACACCCACUCCUGCCGGCAAAACAGUCUUCUUUCUCGCACGGGGCUUGGAACCCAUUUUGCAAUAUUCGAUUCUCGCCCAUGGCCUGGGGACCUCUCUUUUCCAGCGCGUGGGCUUGCGCACGCUUGCCCCAGGACUGCCAGCGCGCACUGGGUUCACAAUCAUUGAUGGCUUGCAGUUGUCGCCGUAUCGGCUAGUGCUGUUUGGCAUGGCUGUUGGCGCGGCCGUGAAGCAGAAUAUCUGGGUUACGACCUUGUCGGGAGAGCCAAUGCCUGUGGGAGGUGCUCUCGCUUUGGGAGUCUAUAAUGCUGUGGUCAACAGCAUGAGCUCUUAUGCCUUUUUGCUAUCUGCUACCUCUGCUUCGAGGGAGUCUACCUUUCCUCAGCCGGCCCUGAUCAUUGGCAGCAGGCUGUACGUGGUUGGACUGCUCACGGAACUUGUUGCUGAGAUCCAGCGUAAGCGGUUCAAGGCGGAUCCAAAGAACAAAGGGAGGGCGUACACUGGGGGCCUGUGGCAGUUUGCAAGACACAUCAACUAUGGUGGGUACACCAUGUGGCGGACUGGGUAUGCUAUGGUUGGCGGUGGAUACACGCUCGGAGCUCUCGUCGGCGCGUUCUUGGCCUGGGAUUUCGGGACGCGCGCCAUUCCCAUUUUGAAUGAGUAUUGCGAGAAACGGUAUGGGGCUGGUUGGGAACAGUUCAAGAAGGACACACCGUAUCGUUUGAUCCCUUUGCUCUACUAG
Plenodomus lingam JN3 is the source of this 906-nucleotide messenger RNA. RefSeq lists its product as uncharacterized. Gene Ontology annotation, cellular component: membrane. NCBI's taxonomy places the organism in Eukaryota, Fungi, Ascomycota, Dothideomycetes, Pleosporales, Leptosphaeriaceae. The record is from RefSeq and is a predicted model, not a curated record.